This is a messenger RNA of Somion occarium, 477 nucleotides long. The record is from the annotation of a GenBank genome assembly. NCBI's taxonomy places the organism in Eukaryota, Fungi, Basidiomycota, Agaricomycetes, Polyporales, Cerrenaceae.
AUGGCUUCUCGAAUUACCGGAGCUCUCCCCUCCAACCCGUCUGCUCAGGUACAAGCCGUGAUUGAUUGGAUGUUCGCUAUGUGUGAAGGCGAUUGGGACAAGCUGGAAUCCGUGCUGACGGAGGAUUUCGAGGCUACAAUUUUACCGAAGUCUCUCAAUUUCCCGGUCCGUAACAAGGCGGCAUGGAUUCAAUACAACAAGGAUGCUUUCCCUAUCUUCACGGAUUUUAAGUUUCAUAUCGUUGAGAUUGUCGAGGGUGUGAACGCAGUUGCGGUUCAUGGCUGCUCCAACGCUACGACCUCGACGGGGCAUCCAUAUCGGAACGAAUACUCGUUGUUUCUACACUUGACUCGCCAGUCUGAUGGACGAUACAGGCUUAAACAAGAGAAAGAGUUUAUCGACUCUCAGUACAUUGUCGAGUUCUUCUCUGCAGAGAAGAAGAGGCAGGAGGCUGCUGGAAACACGGUGUACUGGUGA